Echinops telfairi (small Madagascar hedgehog) is the source of this 4272-nucleotide messenger RNA. RefSeq names its product solute carrier family 6 member 1 (gene SLC6A1). The transcript is spliced from 15 exons. Gene Ontology annotation, cellular component: plasma membrane; axon; cell surface. Gene Ontology annotation, biological process: neurotransmitter transport; sodium ion transmembrane transport. The record is from RefSeq and is a predicted model, not a curated record. Bases 226 to 2025 code for a protein of 599 amino acids. NCBI's taxonomy places the organism in Eukaryota, Metazoa, Chordata, Mammalia, Afrosoricida, Tenrecidae. Gene Ontology annotation, molecular function: gamma-aminobutyric acid:sodium:chloride symporter activity.
GUCCAGGGCAGCCCCGUCUGCUCUACCCCCCUCUCAUCGCCUCUCUUAUCCCCAUCUUCACUUUGCAGGGUCUCGCCCAGUGGCUGCCGAGGGAGCCUUUUGUCAGAGCUGACGGAGCACAGAAAAUCAUCAGGGCGACCUUGAACCGCAAACCUGCUGUCCACGUGGACCGGGGCUGACAUCUCACGUCCAUCUGCCAAGACCCCUGCAUCCAGACUCAGAGCUAUGGCGACCAGUGGCAGCAAGGUGGCCGAUGGGCAGAUCUCCACUGAGGUCAGCGAGGCCCCUAUGGCCAAUGACAAGCCCAAAACCCUGGUGGUCAAGGUGCAGAAGAAGGCAGCAGACCUUCCAGACCGGGACACGUGGAAGGGCCGCUUCGAUUUCCUCAUGUCCUGUGUGGGCUACGCCAUCGGCCUGGGCAACGUCUGGCGGUUUCCCUAUCUCUGUGGGAAAAAUGGCGGAGGGGCUUUCCUGAUCCCCUAUUUCCUGACACUCAUCUUUGCUGGGGUCCCACUCUUUCUGCUGGAAUGCUCCCUAGGCCAAUACACAUCCAUUGGGGGCCUUGGAGUAUGGAAAUUGGCCCCCAUGUUCAAGGGUGUGGGCCUUGCAGCUGCUGUGCUCUCCUUCUGGCUCAACAUCUAUUAUAUCGUCAUCAUCUCCUGGGCCAUCUACUACCUGUACAACUCCUUCACCAUGGCCCUGCCCUGGAAGCAGUGUAAUAACCCCUGGAACACCGACCGCUGCUUCUCCAACUACAGCAUUGCCAACACCACCAACCUGACCAGCGCCGUGGUGGAGUUCUGGGAGCGCAACAUGCACCAGAUGACGGACGGGCUGGAUAAGCCAGGUCAGAUCCGCUGGCCGCUGGCCAUCACACUGGCCAUCGCCUGGGUCCUCGUGUACUUCUGCAUCUGGAAGGGUGUUGCCUGGACUGGAAAGGUGGUCUACUUCUCUGCCACGUACCCCUACAUCAUGCUGAUCAUCCUGUUCUUCCGGGGGGUGACGCUGCCCGGGGCCACAGAGGGCAUCCUCUUCUACAUCACGCCCAACUUCCAGAAGCUGUCAGACUCUGAGGUGUGGCUGGACGCGGCUACUCAGAUCUUCUUCUCCUACGGCCUGGGCCUGGGAUCCCUGAUCGCUCUUGGGAGCUACAACUCUUUCCACAACAAUGUUUAUAGGGACUCCAUCAUUGUCUGCUGCAUCAACUCCUGCACCAGCAUGUUUGCCGGCUUUGUCAUCUUCUCCAUCGUGGGCUUCAUGGCCCACGUCACCAAGAGGUCCAUUGCUGAUGUGGCAGCCUCAGGCCCCGGCCUGGCGUUCCUGGCCUACCCAGAGGCUGUGACCCAGCUGCCCAUCUCUCCGCUCUGGGCCACCCUCUUCUUCUCCAUGCUGCUGAUGCUGGGCAUUGACAGCCAGUUCUGCACGGUGGAGGGUUUCAUCACGGCCCUGGUGGACGAGUACCCCCGGCUGCUCCGCAACCGCCGGGAGCUCUUCAUCGCCGCUGUCUGCAUCGUCUCCUACCUGAUCGGCCUGUCCAACAUCACCCAGGGAGGCAUUUAUGUCUUCAAACUUUUUGAUUACUACUCGGCCAGUGGCAUGAGCCUGCUGUUCCUCGUGUUCUUUGAAUGUGUCUCCAUUUCCUGGUUUUACGGUGUCAACCGGUUCUACGACAACAUCCAAGAGAUGGUCGGCUCCCGGCCCUGCAUCUGGUGGAAACUCUGCUGGUCUUUCUUCACCCCCAUCAUUGUGGCGGGUGUGUUCAUUUUCAGCGCUGUGCAGAUGACUCCUCUCACCAUGGGCAGCUACGUUUUCCCCAAGUGGGGCCAGGGCGUGGGCUGGCUCAUGGCACUGUCUUCCAUGGUCCUCAUCCCCGGCUACAUGGUCUACAUGUUCCUCACCUUAAAGGGCUCCCUGAAGCAGCGCAUCCAGGUCAUGAUCCAGCCCAGCGAAGACAUCGUGCGCCCGGAGAACGGCCCAGAGCAGCCCCAGGCCAGUGGCUCAGUCGGCAAAGAGGCCUACAUCUAGAGGGGUGGGGCCUGGCGGACCUGACACUCUUACCCACCCAGCCCACCCCCACCCCAUCUGCCUGAGCAGGACCACCACUUGACGUCUGAAGAUACUGUCUGUCUCAACCUACCUCAAGUGGCAAAUCCAGACACCCUCAUCACGCAGAGAGGGGAGGUGGGGGACAGUCAACCCCCGGGGAAGGUCCACAGCGGUGACUUUGGCAGCCUGCUGGCUGAUAGCCUUUUGAAUCCAGGCUCCGGAAGCACCCAGAUGUCUGCGUCUGUAACCGCCACGGUAGGGUCAUCUCCAUUCCACCGGCGAGUGUGGCGGCAGUCACCCUCCCGGUCUCUCACAGUGCUCCUGACUGUUCUCUUACUGCCGAGACCCAUGCCUGCUCUCUCGGACUCUGCGGGGCUGGGGUCCUGGGAACGCUGCUUCGUGCCCACGGAAAGGGCCUUUUUUAUGGUGGGGACUUCCAGGGGGAGCUCGCUCGAAGUGACAGGGAGACAUCGGAGCUCUUACCUUUAUUUGGGGGUUUCUCCUUCCCAUGGCAGCUCAAUCAAACAGCCCCUCCCUGCAGACCUCAGUCCUCCAUCCUAGGUCUGUUCCCGGGCAAUCCCUGCAGCCCCGCUCUGUCCCCUGCCAGCCAGCAGAGCGGCAGGCCAGCCUGGGAGGAAUUCAGUGGAGCCGGACCAAUAGCAAUCAUCCCAAGGGGCCUUGCAUGCACGCACAAUGGAGGUUUCUAUUGCCAAUCCAGGGCCCUGCGGUCCCUCUGAGAGGCGGGCCUCCACUUUAUCCGAAGCUGCCCAGCCUUACAGAGCACAAAACAGCAGUGGGGGAAACCUAGUUGAAGGGCCCCUCCAAAAACCAAGGCAGAGCCAAUGAUUCCUUGGUGUCCUCCCUCUCCCUCACUGCCGCCCCUCCUCAGUGCUGCCUCUGUACCGCCCCAGAAAUUCCUCAGCCCAACUCUCCUCACUGCCACGAAAAGCGACCCACUGGCCCAUGAACUGAGGAGCUCCUGUUAACCCAGAGACCCCCCUCCAAAGGGCUUCCGAGCUGGAAACGGCUUUGCUGGGGAGUGGCAUCUAUCCCUCUCCUGCUCCAGGGGGGCGGGGCGGGGCGGGAAUCAAGGGAAGAAGGUUUCUUGCGAGCUCAGGGGACUCAGGUGUCUCACUUGCCAGGAAGAUGGGUUCCCGUGUAGCCGACCCCAUGUUGUGCCCCGUAGCUGCUUAGCUAGUUCUCUCCCACACUGUGUUUCCUGACUAACCCUGAGUAACUAUGGUAAUGACUGUGACUGUGGGCUUCGUAAUCUCUCUCAUCCUCAUCCAAUGGUGACCAGCAUCCCAGUUCUUGCAAUAAAUAUUACCCUCAGAAUAGUAAGCACAUUAUUUUAGAGAAGAAAAGCAGUACGAGUACACAUAUGUAAAUGCACACACGCACAUUUAUUCUCACACGUGCCACCUAGGGUCCCUUUGAUCGGUGUGGGACCCCUAAACCUUCUCCCAACAUCAUCUGUAAAAUAAUCUCAUUGCUAAGUCCCUCCCCCCACUCCCCAAAUGCCAGCUGCUGGAUCCAUGUACAGAACACAGACGUCUGGUGAAACCCUAGUGUUUUAGAAUAAAGAGAAGGCCGUCACUGUGUCCCAUGGUCCGCCUCCCCCGAACCCUGCACACCCAACCCCGUGUGUGAAAUCCUUUAGGUUAAGGGCAGGAAGACUUUUCACCUUCUCUGUGGUCCUCAGUCUGAAACGGAGGGCACGCUGUUCUAAGACAAGCACAGCGUCCUUCAUGUUCGCAAGCACUUCCGCGUGGGAGGUUUGGUAAGAAAUCCCCUCACUGAUUUCAACCCAAACGUACCUUCUAUAGCACAAUAUUAAGUGUCGUACAGUUCCUGUGACAGCUGUGGGUUUGUGCAACUUUGUUUUCAGUAUUAACCCUGGGGAGGGCGGGAAAGAUAUUGUAUCCUCAUCUAUGCUUUUUUUUUUCUUUUUGCAAUAAGGAUUUAUUCUCAGAACUCCAAGUAAAUUUAUCUCUAUAGAAAAAAUAUAUGUAAUAUAUACAUAUUCAAACUAUAUUCAGAGCCUGUUUAAAAAAAUACAGUAUUAUUUAGUGAAAUUAUCUGUUCUAUGGACCAAAUGUACAAUAUUUAUAAGCGAAGAUGCAUUUUAAAUGUCUAUAAAUGGUGUCAUAACUGGAGCACGGGAGUUAUGUCCGUUUCUAAGAAUUUAGAAGAAAAAUAAUAAAGGUUCUAUGCUAUAUGAUCUAA